Molecule: messenger RNA, 342 nt
Organism: Cotesia congregata
Lineage: Eukaryota; Metazoa; Arthropoda; Insecta; Hymenoptera; Braconidae
Source: the annotation of a GenBank genome assembly
UCAACCGGGUAAUCCAUUACUCGUCCAUGAUGGUUAUAUAUUUUCAAUACAUCGUGAAUCCGAAAAUUGUGUCAACUGGCGAUGCUCAAAAUAUAAGAAUUCCUGUAGUGCACGUUGUCAAACGAAUCGUAAGGAUAAAAGAGGUAAAAUUACAAAUGAAUCAGGUAAACAUAAUCACCUGUCGGAACCUAGUGUAAUCGAGGUAAAAGUACUUAAGGAAAAGAUUAAGAUGAGGGCCGCAAAGACUCAAGAAUCCAAUGGCGUUGUUAUCGCAUCAGCAAUACAGAAAGUAUCAAAAGCUGCGGGUGCAGAGUGCCCUACACGCGAAGCAAUGACUCGAAU